AAUUGGGCGGCGCUUUCGCCUUCUCUGAGCAUGACUCAUUCGGGAUGCCGUCGUUGUCCUGGGAUACCGGGAGACACCUUGUCCUGAGCGUCCUGUCUCUAUGGAAACAUCAACAUGGCGGCAGAGUGAGUUCUGAGAGUUGCUCCCAGGACCAGGGGAACGGCGCGAGUAGCCACCGAAGGUGGCUGAUGCUCAUCCAGGCAGCCUCAAGCCCCCUGAUGAAGACGAGGGACAGCAUGAACUCCGGCUCCUGCCUGAGCACCAGCACAGUGGCCGUUCCCACCGUCACUGGCAGCAGUGUGGUGCUGAGUGCCUGCGGCAGCAACACCAGUGCCCACGCUGCCAGCUUGACGGACACUCGCAUGUGCUUCUCAAAAAAGCAAGACAAAGUGAAGAAGAGGGUCAUCUGGGGCAUUGAGGUGGUCGAGGUGCUGCAGUGGCAAGGUUGGACACUCGGGAAGGAGAUCACCAAGAGCCUGGCUCUGAAAAAUCUGUCCUUGAAAACCCAGAAGAUGACAUACAGGUCCCCCAAGACCAAGUUCUUCUUCACAGUCAUCCCCCAGCCCAUCUUGCUGAGCCCGGGCAUAACCUUCACACUCCCCAUUAUCUUCCGGCCUCUGGAGGAGAAGGAGUACAUGGACCAGCUCUGGUUUGAGAAAGAAGAGGGAAUGUUCUGUGUGGACCUGAGGGCCACCCUGCCUUGCCACAGUCUGAUCUGCCCACCGUCCCUGCAGUUGCCCAUGUGUGCUGUGGGGGACACCGCCGAGGCCUGGUUCUGCCUGGAAAAUGUGGGGGACUUGCCCACCUUCUUCACCUGGGAGUUCUCCAGCCCCUUCCAUGUACUGCCCACCACGGGGCUGCUGGAGCCAGGCCAGGCUUCCUACAUCAAGGUGACCUUUCACCCCCUUUUGGCCAUCAUCUAUGAAGUUCAGGCCACAUGCUGGUAUGGAGAGGGCAGUAAGCAGAAGAGCAGCAUCCAGUUGCAGGCUGUGGCCAAAUGCGCCCAGCUGCUGGUGAGCAUAAAGCAGAAGCGACCAGAGGACCAGGAUGCUGAAGGCAUCCAGAAAGUGCUGCACUUUGGCACCGUCGCUGUGGGCCGCACCGCCGAGAGGCAGAUCAAGCUCUAUAACCCUUCGGCGGUGAGCGCCCCCUUCCGGAUCGAAGUAGCCCCAGACAUGCUGGCCAAAGAUCACACCUUCUCGUGCCCCACUACCAAUGGCAUUGUGCCUCCAGGAGGGGAGAAGUUAGUGUCGGUGUCCUUUCACCCCGAGACCUUGGACGUCAGAACUAUUGACUACUUGUCCAUCAUGCCGUCUGGCUGUGCCUCCCAAACCCUGCUCAAAGUCGUUGGUUUCUGUAGAGGUCCUGAUGUGUCCCUGAAACAUUGCUGUGUCAACUUCAGCUGCGUCAACCUCGGGCAGACCUCAGAGCAGCCCCUGUGGAUUGAGAACAAGUCGGACUGCACAGCCUACUUCCAAUUUGCCAUUGACUGCCAAGAGAGUGUCUUCGGCAUCAGACCAGCCUUUGGGACCCUGGUGGGCAAGGCCCGCAUGACCCUGCACUGUACCUUCCAGCCCACUCACCCCAUCAUCUACUCUCGGCGAGUGGCCUGUCUCAUUCACCACCAGGACCCGCUGUUCCUGGACCUGAUUGGGACCUGCCACUCAGACAGCACCAAGCCAGCCAUCCUGAGGCCUCAGCACCUCGCUUGGUACCGCACACACCUGGCACGGGGCCUGACGUUCUACCCUCCUGACAUCCUGGGCAUCUUGCUGAGGGAGAAGAAGCUGGAGCAAGAUCAGAAUGGGGCCCUCAGGAUUCCCACUGAGGACCUGGCAGACGCGUCAGCCCUGAAGUAUCCUCUCAUCCCUCCCAUGACUGAGUACUUCGUCGAUGGUACCAGCGACAUAGCCAUCUUCCCCCCACCUGUCAGCAUAGAGCCCACUGACGUGGAUUUUGGUGCCUGCCCUGGGCCCAAGAACCCCUACCCUGUCCCCCUGUGCUUGAUGAACCACACCAAAGGCACAAUCACGGUGGUCUGGACGCAGAGGUCUGACUGCCCCUUCUGGGUGACCCCAGACACCUGUGACGUGCCUCCACUCAAGUCCAUGGCCAUGCGCCUGCACUUCCAUCCACCUUACCCCAACUGCCUGUAUGCUGUGGAGCUCGAGGCCUUCGCUGUUUAUAAGGUCCUGCGGAGCUACAAUAACAUCGAGGAGGACUGUACCGUGUGUCCCUCCUGGUGCCUGACCCUCCGGGCACGAGGCCACAGCUAUCGUGCUGCCCUGGAGCACCACAUCCCUCAAUAUUCCCUGCAGGCCCCCAAGCUCUUUCCUGCAGUGUCCCCCAACGAACCCUCCUACCGUAGCCUGCUGUUGAUCAACAAAGGCUCCAUGAUGUUGACCUUCAACUUGGCCCCCCAAAGCAGCUCAGACAUCUCCCUGCGUCCCAGCUCGGGCCUCGUGGCCCCCAGGGCCCACCAGAUCUUCCUCGUCUGUACCUACCCCAAGGGCAACUCCUGGAAGCAGCACGUUUUCUACUUGCAGUUCAAUUUUUGCCCCCGGUAUCUCAAGGAGGUAAGCAUGCAGAGCCGGGAGGAGCCUCUGCAGCUGAAGCUGGACACCUGUAAGCGCGUGUUCUUCAAGCCCACCUGGGUGGGCUGCUCCUCCACCAGCCUCUUCACUUUCCACAACCCCUCGCGUCUGCCCCUGGAGUUUGAAUGGAGGAUUUCCCAGCUGCACAGAAAGGUGCUGGCCGUCCAGCCUGCUCGGGGACUUAUCCAGCCCAGUGAGAGCCUUACGCUGACGUGGACCUUCAGCCCUCUGGAGGAGACCAAGUAUCUGUUCCGAGUGGGGAUGUGGGUCUGGGAAGCCGGUCUGCCCCCAGACACCAAGCCCCCCACCACCACCCACUAUAUGCUCCGGCUGGUGGGUGUGGGCAUCACCAGCAGCCUCUCCGUGAAGGAAAAGGAGCUGGAUUUUGGGAACGUGCUGGUGAACAGCAAACAGUCCAGGUUGCUGAUGCUUCUGAACGAUGGCAACUGCACUCUUUAUUAUCGCCUGUUCCUGGAGCAGUGCAGCCCUGAGGUCAUGGACGACGGCCCCCUUGGUACUCAGGCCUGGACCGGGAUGGGGGCGGGGGGCCGGGGAGGCAGGCAGUGAGGGAUGAUGGUUAACCAGAUCAAGGUUUGGGGGCAGAUAGAGCAGGGCUUAACACUUGGUGCUUCCACCUUUUACAUGUGUGGCAUGGGCCGGUGACUCUCUGAGCCUCAGCUGCCUCAUCUGUAAAAUGGGACUGUUGCUGGCAAUGACCCAAAGACUGGUUUCCUCUGUCUGGUCUGG
This is a messenger RNA of Callorhinus ursinus (northern fur seal), 3341 nucleotides long. The record is from RefSeq and is a predicted model, not a curated record. Lineage: Eukaryota; Metazoa; Chordata; Mammalia; Carnivora; Otariidae.